Molecule: messenger RNA, 1758 nt
Organism: Pestalotiopsis fici W106-1
Lineage: Eukaryota; Fungi; Ascomycota; Sordariomycetes; Amphisphaeriales; Sporocadaceae
Exons: 2
Coding region: 1-1758 (585 amino acids)
Biological process (GO): transmembrane transport
Cellular component (GO): membrane
Molecular function (GO): myo-inositol:proton symporter activity
Source: RefSeq, a predicted model, not a curated record
AUGGCCGAAGAAUCAGUGACAAAAGCCCCUACGGGCAAGAAGGCCGUCGACCAGGUCGAAUACCCUUCGCAGACCCUUCCGGGUAUGAAUGAGAAAGAUGCCAUGGCCGUCCACCAAGCCAACAGCCGAGUCGUCGAGUCGGUCAUCUUUGAGAUGGAGCAAGAACUUGCCGCCGCUGGUGGUUUGGACAAGGGCUUCUUCGACCUCCAGUUCAAGGACCCCAGGCACUUUACCUGGGUCAUUGUCGCUUUCGCCUCCAUGGGUGGUCUGCUCUCUGGUCUCGAUCAAUCCCUCAUCUCUGGCGCGAACCUCUUCCUUCCCGGCGAUCUCGGUCUCGACACUCGACAGAACAGUUUGGUCAACUCCGGUAUGCCCCUCGGUGCCGUCGCCGGUGCUAUCCUCCUCGGUCCCUUCAACGAAUGGUUCGGAAGACGUUGGUCUAUCAUUAUCUCGACUAUCCUGUACACUAUUGGUGGUGCCCUCGAGGCCGGUUCCAUGAACUAUGGCAUGAUUGUGGCUGCUCGUGUUAUCCUCGGUGUCGGUGUCGGUCUCGAGGGUGGUACUGUCCCCGUCUAUGUCGCCGAAACUGUCGAACGCCGUGUCCGUGGUAACCUGGUCUCCCUCUACCAGUUCAAUAUUGCCCUUGGUGAAGUCCUCGGUUAUGCCGUUGCCGCCAUGUUCCUCAACGUUCCUGGCAACUGGAGAUACAUUCUGGGAUCCUCGCUGGUCUUCUCCACCAUCAUGUUCAUUGGCAUGCUCUUCCUGCCCGAGUCUCCCCGAUACCUCAUGCUCAAGGGCCGCACGCUCGAUGCCUACAAGGUGUGGAAGCGCAUUCGUGGCACCGAGACCGAGGAGGCCAGGGAAGAGUUCUUUGUCAUGAAGGUGUCGGUGCUCGAUGAGGAGUCCCAGGUUUCCGAGGGCGCCAAGAACAAGCGCUUCCCCUGGAUGGACUUCUUCUCUGUACCCCGUGCCCGCCGUGCUCUGGUUUACGCCAACAUUAUGAUUCUGCUCGGACAGCUUACUGGUGUCAACGCCAUCAUGUACUACAUGUCGACCCUGAUGACCCAGAUUGGUUUCAACGACACCAACGCCACUUACAUGUCCCUCGUUGGCGGUGGCUCUCUUCUGCUCGGUACUAUUCCCGCCUGUUUCUACAUGGAGAAGUUCGGACGACGAUUCUGGGCCAAUGCCAUGUUGCCCGGUUUCUUCGUUGGUCUCGUCAUCAUUGGUUGCAGUUACCAGAUUGAUGUCACAACCAACCCCAACGGCGCCAUUGCCUGCUACAUGGUCGGUCUUAUCCUGUACAUGGGCUUCUUUGGUUGCUACGCCUGCUUGACCUGGGUCGUUCCCUCUGAGGUCUACCCCACCUACCUGAGACAUUGGGGUAUGACUACUUCGGAUGCUCUGCUCUUCCUGGCCUCCUUCAUCGUCACCUACAACUUCUCUGGUAUGCAGGAGGCCAUGACGCCCCAGGGUCUGAUGCUCGGCUUCUACGGCGGCAUUGCCUUCCUCGGUUGGUUCUACCAGAUCCUCUUCAUGCCCGAGACCAAGGACAAGACCCUCGAGGAGAUUGACCUGCUCUUUGAGAAGCCGACCUCGGAGAUUGUGGCCAUGAACCUGAAGAACACUGCCGAAUUCAUGAGCAACUUUUUUCACGGCCGCUGGACCGAGAAGAGCCAGCAGGCUGCUGCCCAGAACGCUGCCCCGUCGGCUGGUCUGAUGGAGAAGGAGAAGGAGCUCGAGGUUGACCACGAGUAA